AUGCGGGAGAUGGACAUUCAAGACGAUGAGCAAAACAUGAACAAGGUGAAUGCAGGAGCCAACAUUUCGACAAGUGGACUUGUCUUCUUCAAGGCGACGUACGCUUUCCUCGCCACAGUAUAUACAGUUGUUGUUUUCUUCGAACUGCCGACAUUGAGCGUCUACAACACAUUAAUAAUAGGAAGCGAAUACGACUACAUAAUUGUGGGUGCAGGGUCAGCCGGCUGCGCUUUGGCCAAUAGGCUCUCAGCGGAUGGUAGCAAGACGGUCCUCCUCCUAGAAGCCGGUGGCCUGGAAGAUGAAGCUGCACAGGUGCCCUUUUUCGCGCCGUUGCUUCAGCGCACAUCACUCGACUGGAGUUACACCAGUGUGCCACAGCAGAACAGCAGCUAUCUUUACGAUGGCAACGUCAACCGGUUUCCCCGAGGAAAAGUCUUGGGAGGCUCCAGUUCCAUCAACUACAUUAUUUACUCCCGAGGGGACAAACGAGACUAUGACACCUGGAAUUCCACAUACGGCGCUACAGGAUGGUCCUACGACGAGGUGCUUCCAUACUUCGUGAACCUUGAGAGGUCGUACCUAGGAUAUAAUACCGCAUAUCGUGGAUCAAGUGGAGAGGUUCCCGUCACCUUUCCCACGUCGCGUACAGUGGCCAGUGAUGUAUUUUUGGAAGCUGGACAAGAACUUGGGUACGAUCAGGGCGACUACAACAGUGGGAACUAG
Dermacentor albipictus is the source of this 723-nucleotide messenger RNA. Lineage: Eukaryota; Metazoa; Arthropoda; Arachnida; Ixodida; Ixodidae. The record is from RefSeq and is a predicted model, not a curated record.